UGGCUAGCAGCUGUCAGAUUACUAGAGUAAGCAGAUCAAUCCCUCAUAUAACCAGAAGCUGAGUAAAGGGCACUGGAAGAACUGCACAGGUCACGGCAUGAUUGAUGACUGCUGAGAAGAAACCUUUUUUUUUUUUUUUUUUUUUAAAAACGCCUGUAGUCACAGAACUAAUAAAUAAGUGGAAGAGCAAGUUAACACAUCUCUACUCUUGCCCUCAGGAUAAAAACACCUGGUAGCCUCAUCACCCGCCACCCACCCCGGUAAUGCUUAAAAGCUGUGGUAAAGAAUCACGCUACACAAGCACCCUUCUUAGAUAUCAUACACACACACCUACUUAAGCGCCGACAGACAGGCAUAAACACUGUGAGUAUGGCAGGCUCCUCCACCGGGCGGACAGGGAACCAACAGGCUGAUUUAAGUCCCGAAGAGAGAGGCCAAUGGGCAAACAAGAUUGAAUUUCUGCUGACUGUGGCCGGAGCCAUCAUAGGGCUUGGAAAUGUUUGGAGGUUCCCAUAUCUUUGCUAUAAAAAUGGAGGAGGGGCUUUUUUCAUUCCAUAUGUCCUGUACCUGCUCACUUGUGGUAUCCCGCUUUUUGUGCUUGAGACAUCUUUGGGUCAGUACACCAGUCAGGGAGGUAUCACAUGUUGGAGAAAGAUCUGUCCUCUUUUUGAAGGAAUGGGUUAUGCCAGUCAAAUUAUUAUUGUAUAUGGCUCAAUUACCUACAUCAUCAUCAUAGUCUGGGCCUUCCUGUACCUUUUCUCAGCCUUCAGUGUGGAACUGCCCUGGGCCAGCUGCAACAAUUUGUGGAACACAGAUGCUUGUACUGUGCUUGGGAAGAAUUCUAGUUCAGGGUGGAUGUCUCCUCUUAAUGCUUCUUCCUCUGUGAUGGAAUUCUGGCGUCACAGAGUUUUGCAACUGUCCAGUGGAAUACAUCAUUUGGGCACAGUAAGGUGGGACUUGGCUCUUAUUCUCCUACUUGUUUGGAUCCUGAUCUACUUCUGCAUCUGGAAAGGCGUGAAAUCUACUGGGAAGGCAGUCUAUUUCACAGCAACAUUCCCUUACGUUAUGCUCCUGAUACUGCUGUUACGAGGGGUCACUUUACCUGGUGCCGUCAACGGCAUCCACUACUACAUGUACCCAGAUCUGACACGGCUAGCUGACCCGCAGGUAUGGAUGGAUGCUGGGACUCAAAUCUUUUACUCUUACGCCAUAUGUCUUGGAUACCUCAGCUCUCUUGGAAGCUAUAAUAAGUAUAACAAUAACUGUUAUAGGGACUCUUUCUACCUGUGCUUGCUGAACAGCGGAACCAGUUUUUUAGGUGGGUUUGCCAUUUUCUCUGUUCUGGGACACAUGGCACAGGAGCAGGGGGUGGACAUAUCCCUUGUGGCCGAGUCUGGUCCAGGACUGGUGUUUAUAGUGUACCCUCAGGCGGUGACAUUGUUGCCAUUGCCUCAGUUCUGGGCUGUGUGUUUCUUUAUCAUGAUCAUCCUCUUGGGCUUGGACAGCCAGUUUGACUGAAUGAACAUAAUAACAACAUCAACAAAAAACAUCCCCCACACGGUGUUGAGACGUGGCUUUAGAAGAGAGCUGCUGCUUUUAGGGAUUUGCCUGGUCUGCUACCUGAUGGGCCUCUUCAUGAUCACAGAGGGUGGUCUGUACAUCAUUCAGUUGUUUGAUCAUUACGUGUGUAGUGGAGCCACUCUCCUGUUCCUGGCUACAUGUCAGUCUGUGGCCAUUGGCUGGGUAUAUGGUGCUGACCGUUUCUAUGAGAACAUAGAAGACAUGAUUGGCUACAAACCCUGGCCCAUGAUGAAGUACUGCUGGCUCUAUGUCACCCCCUCUGUCUGCAUAGGCACCUUUAUCUUCUCUCUGGUCAAGUCCAGUCCCCUGAAGUUUAAUAACACAUAUAUGUAUCCGUGGUGGGCAUAUGGUCUUGGUUGGUUCCUCGCGGCAUCCUCUCUCUCUCUCAUCCCCAUUAACAUGAUUUACAAACUCUACAUGGGUAAAGGGACUUUCUGGGAGCGUCUCCAGUUGGCUUGCACUCCAGCAGAGGAUCUACCUCAGCCUCAGAGACCCUCGGCACAUCAUUAUACUCUGUCAUCCUGUACAGACAGAGAAAAGACCCCAGACAACCUUUAAUGUUCAACUGCCAUUAUGUCAAUUGUACCUAUAUAUUAAAUAGCAGUUCAGUCAAUUAGUCCUAAUGGGAAAAUGUAUUAAGUUUUAAUUAACUAAUAGAUUAAAAAGGCAAAAGUAAGACAACAGCGGACACAACUGCAUAUAUCCUUCCUUCUGCAUAAAGUAAAUAGUGCCUUGUUUUAUAUAAAACAUUUAUGGACUGUUAUCUAUUAGUAAUCUACUAUUGCUGAUUGUGAGCCCACCUUUUUACUAUUUUUUUUUUUUUUUUUUAAAAAGCAAUGAUUAUUUGUUUCAUAGCAAACACUGAAUCUUGCUUUUACAGAGGCAGAUACUUUUACCAUACAAACACAUACUGUACAUAAGUAUGUAUUGCCUUAAAGCAAAGCGGCCAUGACGAACAAAGCAGUCAUGCAUUUUGACAGUUGGGUAUUCUGAGGGGACAGUUUAUUAGAGAUUUUCUCUAUGAUUUUCUCAUGCAAGUUAACCUGCUAUGAGAUAAAUUGAGCCUUCAGGCAUUGUUUUUAUGGGAUCCAUGGUAAGAGAUGUAUUGAUAUUUCUUUCAGUGAUAUACAGUCUUUCACAUACCUUGAAGGCAUUAUGUAAAAUGUGCUUGAUCAGUACCAAGGUUUCUGGAAAAUACAAGUCAUGGACAGGGAGAUAUAUGUAUUUUUAUAGUUGUAUGUUUUGUAGUAUGUUGUCUUUAUAGUAGUUUAAAACUCGUAUUCUAGUAUCUUUUUAGAUUUAUUAUACAUUUAAAACAAAAACAGUAUAAAUGUAAAAAAAGUAAACAUGUAUUAGAAUAUGUAGUGGAAGAAUCUUUUUAACAUCCUUCAGAUUAGUCUGUAAAUCAUACAUAUCUUUAUUUAUAUAGAAAUGUGUUUCGCGCAUUUUAGAGAGACAAUUUACAGAUUGAGGAGAGAAAUGAUUUUUCUUUCUGUCUGAUCAUUUUCCCAAUCUUCCAGAUGAUAAAAAGCAAUGCUUUCAAGUAAUUUAUACUACUCAUAGGCAACAAGCACCCAUUUUUAGGCUCCAACAAUAAUAGGAUUUUGUGGGUUAUAACCUCUAUGGCUUUGUUUACUUUUUUUCCAUAGACACAGAUUAAGCUUAAUCCAGGAUAGCUGCAUUCUGAAAUGUGGGUUUUCCGUAAAAAUCCUUUGAAGUCUAGGAUCAUAAAACAUCUGUCCAGAAAACUGGGAUUAUGGUGAUAUAGGUACCAUCUGAUGUUGUUCUGCCAAAUAAAAAGUCACUGCUAA
Messenger RNA from Cyprinus carpio (common carp), 3392 nucleotides. It is a transcript of the gene slc6a11a, whose product is annotated as sodium- and chloride-dependent GABA transporter 2. The record is from RefSeq and is a predicted model, not a curated record. Gene Ontology annotation, cellular component: membrane. Gene Ontology annotation, biological process: sodium ion transmembrane transport. Lineage: Eukaryota; Metazoa; Chordata; Actinopteri; Cypriniformes; Cyprinidae.